AAGAUGGCUGCUUCGGCGGCAACAGCGAGUUCUUCCCCCGGUUUGUGUCCAAAUUACGCCGUGAUUUGCUCUUUCUUGGAGCGGUACGGAGUGUUGUUGGACUUACCGGAGCUCAGUUUCCCUCAGCUGGAGAGAUACUUGCAGGACACAUCCUCAGUUCCAAAGCUGCUUGUUGAUCUUCACGUCAAGCUGCUGAGGAAGAUCGGCAAGUCGGUGUCAGCAGACAGAUGGGAGAAGUAUCUAGUCAAGGUUUGCCAAGAGUUCAACACAACCUGGGCAUGGGAACUGGAAGAAAAAGGUUACAAGGAGAUGUCGAUGGAGUGCAAGACGGGGAUACUUAAAUAUUUGUGCGAGUGUCAGUUUGAUGAAAACGUGAAGUUCAAAACUGCCAUCAACGAUGAGGACCCGGAUAAAAUGCGCCUGCAGCCGAUUGGCCGGGACAAAGACGGACAGAUGUACUGGUUUCAGCUGGACCAAGAUGAUAAUGUGCGUGUUUAUGUGGAGGAGCAGGAUGACUUGGACGGGUCAUCGUGGAAGUGCAUUGUCAGAGACAGGAACGACUUGGCUGAAGUUGUUGCUCUGUUGAAGACACAAAUUGACCCUGAGCUUCUGAAAAAAGAACAGGAAAGCAAAGCUGACGGUGAAGAGGACAAAGAAAAAGAAGGUGAAGCUAAAAAGACUGAAGAUACGUCAGAUGAGGACAGAAAAGACUCAAACAAGGCAGCUUGUCCGGUCUCACCAAAGUCAGAAAACAAUGAAGCAACACAGAAAGACGAACUGAAGUCAGGAACCCUUGAGGCCACAUCAUCACUGAACGGCAUCGUUGAAGGUAAAUCCGAGGCAGAGCUCCACUCAGAAAACACCAGCCCCAAAGCCCCAAACAUCAAGGAAGAGCCGAUGGAGGUGAAAACAUCCUCUGAGACGUCAUGUGUCCCAAUAAAGGUUGAAAAAGGAGAGGAGGUGAAGAAGAACAGUUCUGAGGAGGUCCAGCAGCAGAAGAAUGACCAGCAGGCUAAAAUCCCCCUGAAAAAACGAGGGAUGAAGUUUAGUGAAGACUUUGAAAAAAACGGGGCCAUUACAGUGCAAAAUCCAUCUGCUUCUAAAGCUGAUGGGACUCCUGAGCAGACCCAGAAAGGUCAGAGAGUAAAUGAUCACGUUAACGGUGACCUUCAGCCUCCAAAAGAAGCUGACGAAGAGCCGACGAAUAAAACCGCUGCAGGUAAAUCUGUGGACACCAGAGAAAACAUUCCAGUUGCUGAUGAGGAAGCCUCGAAGGAGGUCCUGAAAGAUGCUGCAUCACGUCAAGAAGACUCAGUGAAGACGAGAGAUGUGCAGGAAGAAAAGGAAACCCACGAGUCUCCCCCACCACCACAAGGACCUUUGAGUAAAGAUGUAAAUAUCGCUGAUGAGAAAUCCUUAAAUCAUGAGGAACAUGAGAAAAUGGAAGAAUCCAAACCAGCAGAUAGGGAAGAGUCUCGUACGGCGAGCAUGACUGUAGUAAAGGGAUCUGACAACCCAAGUUUAAAUCAUGAAGUUAAAUCCAAAGAAACUGAGUCAAAACCUUCAGAUCAUGUACAGAUAGAAACAUCUGAGUUAGUCCAGAAUAAGAAAUCAGAGAUGACAGGAAGCCUAAAAGAUGAGCAAAAGGAAACAAAAGCUCAUAAAGAAUCAGAGACAUCAGACGCUGACAUUAAGGAAUCGGACCACUCUGCUCUGAAAGAGAAGCUAGACGACGUUGAAACGACGAAGUCCACAGACGAAGACCCUGCUGAGAAAUCUGUUGACUCUAAUGCUGCUGCGUUACCAUGUGGCAUUAAAAGAAAAGACGAAUCCUCAAUCAGCAGCAAAACGGAAGAAACCGUCAGCACCGAGGAGCGUUUGGACCAUCCUGAUGUUAAAGAAGACAAAUCAGAAUCAUGUAAACCCACUGAAAAAAACAGUAACAUUCAGGAGAUCAUGGAAAGCACAGAAAAACCCACAAACGUGGAGAAAAAAGUCAACUGUGAAGACGGAACGAUAAAUGAUGCAGCCAAGAAAAAUUUGUCUGUGUGCAGACCGGUGAUGGAAGAGGAAACAGGCGUUAAACACAAUCUGACAAAACCACAAGAGGAUGACAAAGCUGAGAUGAACCCUGAACACAAGAGGACAGAGGAAGCAAGUGCUGGGAGAGAUAAACCAUUCAGUGUAGUUGAGAAGACAAACGUCUCUAAAGAAUCCGAUCAGAAACCUGAAAGGACAGAAGAAGAGGGGGAGAAAGUGUCUGAUGAGCAGCCUAAGAAAACGACAACAGAGCAGCCAGCAGUAGGAAGUAUAACGGAUGCUGCUGAGGAAAGUGAAAAGGAGAAAGACAAAAAUAAUCUUUCAAAUGACAAAAGUAAUGGAGGAAAUUCCACAACAGAUACACCGUUGAAAAGCAAUGAAGCAAACGAGGAGAAGCCGGCGCAGACGUGGAGCAAAACCUCUGCAGACGUGGAAGAAUCUGAUGCCGAAUCUUCAAAAGGAGCUGAAAAACAGGCGAGCGCGGGGCCAGUCGCUGAUCCGCCUGACAAGGUCAGUGAAGACAAAAGUGAAGAGGAGGACUCUUCAAAAACACAGGUAGCAAAUGGCGGCGAAGCUCCCCCAGAGGAGAGCCCUCGUCGGAAAAACAAGCCCCAGGUGCAUCGGAGGAAAGUUGAGCUUCAGAGAGAGGAGCGACGGGGAGACUCUGAGUCCGACACCAACACCGGGAGAUCUCUGCGGAGAUCACCGAGGAUCUCUAGACCAACCCCGAAGGCCGUGGAGAUCCAGGACAAGAAGACGGAAAAGUUGCAGGCUCCACUGCCUCAGAAACAGGAGGACAACAAGAAAGGGAAGGAGGAGGAGGAAGAGGAGGAGGAGGAAGAGGUGGACAUGAAGUCGGUCCAAAGGAAGCCCAAAGAGAAGAAGGCAGAUCAGGAGGGGCAACCCAAACCAAAGGGAAGAAAAAGACGGAGGGUUCGGUGGUCCAACACGCGAACACGCCGGAAAAAGAAAAACUCAGAGGAUGAAGACGACAAUAGCGACGAGGUGUCCACUGAGGAGGAGGAGAGCGAGGAAGAGGAUGACAGUGAUGAGGACUACAAGGUUGAGCGAAGCAGAAAAAGGCGGAACCGGAAUCGAGAAAGACGGAGUUCAGACUCAUCGACGUCCUCUGAUGACGAUCUACCUCCAAACGAUGACCCCUGCAAACACUGCGGUCUUCCAAAUCACCCUGAGCUGAUCUUACUGUGUGACUCGUGUGAUAACGGCUACCACACAGCCUGUCUCAGGCCUCCCCUCAUGAUCAUCCCUGAUGGAGAAUGGUUCUGCCCACCCUGCCAGCAUAAGCAGCUCUGCGACAAACUAGAGGAGCAGCUCCAAAACCUCGAUGCAUCCUUGAAAAAGAAGGAACGGGCUGAGAGGAGGAAAGAACGUCUCAUUUAUGUAGGAAUCAGUGUGGAGAACAUCAUCACACCCUCUGUGCAGGUGGAGGUGGAGGAAGAAAAGCCAGAGGUCAUCAUCAAAGAAAAGAAAGAACCAAGACGCACAAAGAGCUGGGGCCGGAGGUCAACGAGAGCCAAGAAAACCAUCAGCUACAGAUUUGAUGAAUUUGAUGAGGCGAUCGAGGAAGCCAUUGAGGAAGACAUCAAGGAAGCGGAGGGUGGAGGUGCUGGUCGAGGUAAAGACAUGGCUAAUAUCACAGGUCACAGAGGAAAGGAUAUCUCUACUAUCCUUCAAGCAGAGGAGGGCAAAGAGAACGGCCGGGUGCCUCGAAGCAAUGCCGGUCAGCGCAAGAAGAAACGCCGGCGACUCAAUGAUCUGGACAGCGACAGCACGGUGGAUGAGGAGGAGAGCGAGGAAGAGUUUCGCCUCAGUGAAAGCUCGGAGGAAGAGUUUGUCGCAACGGACAACGAGACAGAAGCAGAGUCUGAGGCGGACUCAAAUGACAGCGGCAGCGUUAGGCGUCAUUCUUCCUCUCUAAGCAGGAAGAAGCUGAAAUGCAGGCAAAGCUCCAGAAAACGCCGGAGACCAAGGGGAUACUCAGAUGAUGAAGAGGAUGAGACUGAUGAGGAUGAGGAUGAAAUAGUGACUGAGGGCUCCAGCGAGUUCAGCGACAGCGAUCUGGACAUGAGUCGACGGCGGUCUCGGCGAAGCCAGAAGAAGCAGGUGAACUACUGUGAGACGUCAGAGUCUGAAGGCUCUCAGGCGGAAACCAACCGAGCCAAAAUGAAACCCAGACGCCACCAGGAAAGCUCAGAAAGCGACGCGAGUUUCUCCAGAGACUCUGAAGAGGAGGUGAGAGAUCGUAGGCUGAAGAGACGAGCUGACUCAUCUGAAGAAGAUUCCCGGCAGCGGCGCCGGCGUCUAGCACUGAAACGCAGGCGAGCUUCAGAAGAGGACGACUCCGACUCCUCAGACGACUCCUCAGAGGAGGAUCGUCCUAUCCGUAAACGGGUGAACCGCAUCGACUCGGACGAUGAUGACGAGGAGCCGGACGAAAAACCCAAGGAGAAAAAAUCAGGGGAGGAGGAGUCAAAGGGAACAAACCCGUUGGACUGCAGUCUGCCGGAGCUGCAGUCCACUAAUGGACAGAGCACGGUGAAGAGCUUUGAGGGCCUCAUCAGGCCUGCCCCCACCGCUCCAGGCCUCAUCCCACAUCUGGAGCCCUCAAAAAACAUCAGCUCCACACCAGCCGCUGCCAUCGCACCAAACGGUCUGGUUGGCCAGGACAUGGCGGCGCAAGACGAUGAGGAAGACGACCUGUUGGGAGUCACAGACCUGGUGGACUACGUCUGCAAUAACGAACAAUUGUAAAAAGCAAACAAAAAAAAACAAAAACAAUGGUGUACUGUUUCUUUUUUGUGGUAUUGUAUUUUUAUAUUGCUUAACUUUAUUAUUCCCUCCCCUGCCAACACUUCCUUGUCACUCUUUGUUACACAUCAUCUGGAGCUUGAUUCUCAACAGUACGAACUGGAUCCUAGUCACCAGUCCAAUGCUGUCCCUGUGGGACUGUUGAACCAGUAUGAGCACCACCAUAUCAGUUUGCCUUCAAACCGCUCACAUCGUCUGACUCCACUGCCAAACCUUCCUCUGAACUUCUUGUCAUUUCAGUACGUUUGUUUUUUUCGUCUGUUUUGUUCCAGCUCCACCGCUGUUUGUACGUUUCUGGAAACCUGACACUAAAUCUUCAUAUUUUGAGGUAAAUUGGUUUUUAGUCUUCAAACAUCAUCAUCCUAUACAUAAAUCUACUGAGAAUUUGUAUCAACAUUGAUUUUUAAGCAUUUUUAGUCUUUUUGCAGUAUCAGAUUUAAAAUUUACCACCCUCUCAGGUCCUUGGAGAACAGAAAAGUCCUCUCCUAAAAACAAAUAUAAAAACAUUACAGGUUAAGUCUUAAGUAUAUUUAAGACUGAUCUGCAAAAAAUAAAUAAAUCCCCAACUCUCAAACAGGUUUCAUAUGGAAAAUAAGUCCUCAUAAAAACAGUGACAUGUAAUCAAAAUGGCAUUUAAAGGGUUAAAAGAAUUUGAAUAAUUACAUAUUUGGUUGUUUUCAUGAGGACUGAAGGUGACAGAGAGAUUUGAGCAAUAAAGGUGGGAAAAUAUUCAUCUGUAAUGUUUUUACAGCAGUUUAUAGGAGAGGACCUUUUUGUCCACUUCCUGAAAGCAGCAUAAAUUUGUUUCUGGUGUCUUCACCUUAAAAAAAAAAUAAAACUAGAAUUCCAAAAUUCCUUAAGAAAAACUCAUUCCUACACACACAAAAAAAGUAUCUCAUAUGGGGUAACAUCCAAAAUGGUAGCCAAUAGAUGAGGGGAAAAUGAUCUAAAUGGACAAAAAAAAGUAAUGAACUACAAGGGUUAAUAACGAAUUGAAUGUUUUAGAAAAAGAAAUUCUCGAGCUGCGUGAGGAUAGAUGCUGCUGUCGUGUCUGGUCUCAUGAAGCUGCAGCUGCUUCAUUUAGCACAAAGACUGAAAUGAUUUUAACAAGAUUAAACUUCUCAACCGGUCCAACGAAGCAGAACCGGGUUGCUCUUUUCGCUCCACUUUUAGAGCUUGUCCACUUGCAGAAGCUGCUUCAUGGAGUUUUUCUAUAUAAGCUUUUAAAUGUUACCAUGAAAGGUUCAUUAUAUAAUAUUUUAAGCCUUAAUAGAGCAGCACAUUUCCUCCUUUUAAUGCGCUAUUAUCCAUCCUACAUUUCUGUUUAGUAGCAGUUGAUCCGACCUCAUGUGCAUGUUGGUGCACAGAUGUUGUUGUAGUUCUUCCAGGUUUUCCUGCACUGUAAAAGGAGAGGAUGGAGAACAUAAAGUUAUUUCUCAAUUUGAGUUUUCAGCCUGAAACUUUGCUCUGAUUUCUAAUUUUGGACCUUCAGUCCUCACUUAUUUAAUAAAGAAAACUGACUGUAAUUUGGCUUUUUAAGCACUAAAAUGAUAUAAUAUUGGGAUUAAAUGUUGUAUUUCAGCCAAAACAAAGCCAUGUCUUUACUCUUGAAAAGUUCACAAUCAUGUCUGAGCUGUUUUCAGUCUGUACGACGCUAAUAGGCUUGAUGUAAGAGUUUUUUUUUGUUUGUUUUUUUUAAUUUGUCAAAGUUUUGGUUGAUAAAUCUCUAUAAUAAGCUAAUCCUUCACACACCUGUGUUAUGGAAAGUUAUUCCCAGUGUUUCCACUGUAAACCACCACCCGUAUACACACAGCCUGUUGCAUCGUUUGAAGGUAUGAAUGUAUAUAUGUGACCAACCUAUGUUUGUCAGUGCCCCCCCAUUGAACUUUUGUAUUUGAUAGAGUAGCUUUUGUAUAUUGUAUACAUGUACAAUUAUUUGAUUUUAUGUGCGCUGCCAUCAGCACUGGUCUCAGUUUUAAAGUUUAUUUGGAGAAAGUCCAAAGUUAAAUUCUCAUCCCUCCUAAUCUUCAGCUCUAGUUUAGCAGCAUCAUAUUACAUUUGUGAUUUUUGUUUUUAAUAAUUAUGUACUUUUUGUAUAUCUAAACCUUUUAUUUGUUGUUUGUUUGAACAAACAUGUAAAGUGUCUUUGCCCCCCCCCCCCCCCCCCCCCCCUGGCUUUUAUUUACAAAAAUAACACUCGGCUCCAAACAAGGCCUGUCUUUCUUCUUCCCUAUAUCUUCCUUUUAUAUAUAUAUUUUUUUUAUCUUUCUUGGACAUCCUUUGUUUCAUAACCUUGAGCUCAUGGGAAGCUGCAGUAAACGGCUCGACCUCAACCCAGAUCAACAUCUUGAAAAUCAAAGUGUAACAAAACAAAAAAAGUUGUAGAAGUGAAAUGCUGGGAUGUAUUUUAUGAGCGAGUAGACGGGGGGAUAAAGACUUUACUGACCUCUGCUGGAACCAGUUUGUGUAUAUCUGUAGUUUUUGCUGUAAUAUAUUUAGAAGCAUUUUUGUAAUCAUUGGAAAAAAGUAUAUUGGGCAAUUCUUUGGGAUUGCAUGAGUUUUUAACUGUUUUCUUUUUGUAGGAAGCGAUUUCGGCACAACAGUUUUUAUAACAAACUCAGAAAUCCACGGCAUGUUUAUCUCCUGGCCUGUUGCAUUAGUGCUGAGACACUUAUGAAGUAAACAUGACAGGAUAUAUCUCAUGAUCUGCAGUCAAACUGCAUCAGUAAGCGUGUUGAGGUGUGUUACAGGAGCUUGGUGAGAAACCUGAUGUAAGAGAAGAAAUGAAGCCUGCUUGUAAAAUAGUUUGUAAAUUACUCCCAGCAUGGUCUUCAGAGGAUAAACCACUCUAUUUAUCAUACAGUUUUGAUACUGGCUGUGGCCAAACACGACUUCCAAGACAAAAACUUAUAUGUACUGCUUUCAGUGUACACAACGUAUACAGUGUAUAGCCUUUAGAUGGACAGAAUAUAGCAAGCUGAAAUAUACAAGUGUCAUAGAGAUGAGUGUUGUGAAUGGAGUCAGAGUAAAGGAGUGAAAAUGCCUGUCUGACCCUGUUUAUAUUUCCUCAGCGAUGAGGAGGACAAAUUCUGUAUUUUCAUGGUUAAGACCUGCGUAGUGGAGAGAAGUGACGGGUUAAGACGGGAAGUCUGUGCCAAUGACUCAAGUGUUAACAUAGUUUCCUUUUUACCUCAUAAUGAAUCUGGAAGGAAAGACACCCUGUCCGCUGUGUAAAGAUCCAAGUAGACUGGUUGUUGCUAUUCUUUUUUUUUUUUUUUUUUCUUUUCUUUUUGUCUGCUUCUUACAUUUUUGUUAAUUUUUCUGUUAUUUCUUAUGGAUCGGAUCUUGUACAUUUGUCAUAAUAAACCUGGUUUUAAGCCACAA
Messenger RNA from Melanotaenia boesemani (Boeseman's rainbowfish), 8253 nucleotides. It is a transcript of the gene rsf1b.1, whose product is annotated as remodeling and spacing factor 1b, tandem duplicate 1. The record is from RefSeq and is a predicted model, not a curated record. Gene Ontology annotation, biological process: regulation of DNA-templated transcription. The coding region runs from base 4 to 4812 and encodes 1602 amino acids. The transcript is spliced from 16 exons. Lineage: Eukaryota; Metazoa; Chordata; Actinopteri; Atheriniformes; Melanotaeniidae. Gene Ontology annotation, cellular component: RSF complex.